AUAAGACUUUCUAAAUUAUAUCUAUUAAUAAAAAUGCCUUCAAAUUUCAAAUCUUAAAUAAACAAUGAUAAAUGCUCCCGAAUAUUCAAAACAGUAACGUAAUAGCCGUCAAAAUCUAAUUAUCUCUAACAGAAGUAAACAAGUGUUUGUCAAAUCACAAUCUACCUGAUCAAAUUUUUUCAACCAGCGCCCUCUCUUCUGCUCAUACAUUAUCUUUUUGCGGUAUCCGCCGCAAUCACGGUCUUUCAUUGUUUGAAUGUAAAGCGAGAUAAAGAAGACAACUACCUGAAACAAAACAAGAAAAAAUAAUUCAUGCUUUACAUCACUCUUUGCUGUAUGGUCAAAAUUGUGGUGAUCUCUGUUCUUUUUGCGCGAUGUGAAACCACAGAAUAAGGAUUAUCUCUCCUUUUUUCUUUCGUGUGUGUGUCUAAAAAGUUGUGUUUACUUGUGUGUGUGUGUGUUUCAUGGCAAAAAUGUGUUUUAUUAAGAAGAUAUACAUUGUUUGGAUUUUGUGUUUGCUGUGGAUAACGCAUCAAAGUUAUUCAGAACAAGAUUAUAACACAUGCAGUUUCUACUAUUGGAAAGUGGAUUGGGAAUCGGCAAAUAAUACAUGCGAAACAGACAACAAAAAACUUCUUUGUUACAAUUCUAAAAAGGAAAUCGAUGACAUUACAGAAGCUUUUAGGCUAUCUGCUUAUGGUGAUGCCGAGCUGGAACUUUGGCUGUCACAUAGAAACUGUUCAAGACCUGACGAAGAAGAAAAAUGUCUUUCGCUACAUAUUCAGAAGUCAGGAUCAAGUAUUUGGCACUUUUUCCAAAGUGAUUGCAGAAAUAGGCUGCCAUUUGUAUGUUGUAUUAAAGAAGGAAAUAUGUCCACAACGACCCCAUGGACUUCCAUGCCUUCAAGCCUUCAUACAGACACUUCACCCACAACUACAGUUCAAACCUCCACCCUGGCCAAUCAUUGCCAUGGACAAAAAAGAAGAGGACUUUACUGGCCAAACACGAAAUUCGGACAAGUUGCCAUUCUACCAUGUCCUGGAAAUUCUGUAGGGGAAGCAAAAUGGGUGUGCGAAAGUCAAAAUGGCGGAAGAUGGAGACACAGAGGUCCUGAUUUCAGCAAAUGUAGAUCUUUGGAUGUUAUCAACAUUAAGGAUAAGAUGGACAAUUCUAGCGUAUCAGAGACCAUUUCAUUGAUCGAAAAUGUUUUUAAAGAUCAAGAAAAAGAAAUUUUUGUCGAAGAUCUUGUUGACAUUGUGUCCAUCAUGAAAGUUUUGCCUGAUAAGAUGUCUUUAGAAAUGGAUAAACUUCCGCUUCACGCGAAAUGGUCUCUCAUUUCUGACACUGUUGAAAAGUCUGCAUCCCUUGUUGAUAGCAUGGUUGAACUACAUAACACAUGGAGUGACGUAGAAAUGAAACAGAAACCAAUAAUGGGAACUGACUUGUUAUCCUCAGUGGAUGGAUUUGGAAUUUUAUUGGCUGAUACUAUGGCGGACGAUAUUGUGGAGAAAAGUGUUAUUGGAAAGAACAUGGCUUUGCAAGUUCUUCGGACUAAAUAUGGUGAAUCAAUGGAACUUCCGCAAUGGACAGUGACCAGUCACUACAGCAAGAAAAGCAGCAUAGUUUUAGAUGAAGGUUAUGACAAACAUCUGAAUCCUGCAUUGGGGAACAUCGCUGUCGUAUUUACUUUGUAUUCGAAUUUAAGCGGCAUUCUUCAGCCUCAGGUAUCUCAAAAAAAGGGCAUGAUACCAACUAGUUUAAACUCUGCUGUCGUGAGCGCUACGGUCACCCAAUCAAGAAAGAGCGUAGGAAUCAGUAGUACAGUCAAGAUACUCGUCGAACACCUGACUUCAGACCCAAACGACACUGCCUGCGUGUACUGGAGCAUAGAAAAAAAUCAGUGGUCUACGUGGGGAUGUCGAGCGGAAGGAAACAAUGCCAGCUAUACUUUGUGCGUCUGCGAUCACCUGACUAAUUUCGCUGUUCUCAUGGAUUUUAAAGGCGUUCUUGAUGACGUUGAUCAGCUCGCAUUCAACUGGAUCACUAUUAUUGGUUGUUCUUUAUCCAUCAUCUGCCUCUCCUUUUGCGUGGUAGUCUUUUCUUGCUACAGCUACCAUAGUAAGCAUUCAUGGGGUCUUAGAUACGUUAUACAUCGAAACUUGUGCCUUACUUUGCUCAUAGCUAAUCUUGUCUUAAUUCUAGGAAUAGACAAAACAGAUGAUGAGAACUUGUGUGCUGUUGUAGCUGGUAUGCUUCACUAUUUCUUCCUAUCUGCAUUCAGCUGGAUGUUACUGGAAGGUGUCCAUAUCUACAUGCUUCUCGUCGUAGUUUUCGCAUCGCGGCGCUCCCACUGGGAAAAAUACUACCUUUUCGGCUAUGGUUUUCCAUUGAUUGUUGUCGCCAUCACUGCUAUAGCAAGGCCAACGUAUUAUGGUACUGAUGAAGCAUGCUGGCUUUCUACGGAAAAGGGAACAAUCUUUGCGUUUAUGGGACCUGUGGCCUGUAUACUGAUACUUAAUGUAGCGGCUUUGAUAUUAGCUCAGUAUAAAGCAAGCAAUAUAUCAGUUAAAAAUGAUAACGUUGCAUUAGUCAAACGGUGGUUACGGAUAACAUUUAUUCUGUUUCCUGUGCUUGGAAUCACGUGGUUACUUGGUUUCAUGUAUGUCGAAAGGAGGUUCAUCGUUAUUGGAUAUCUUUUUGCAAUUUUUAAUUCGUUACAGGGUUUCGGAAUUUUUGUGUGUCAUUGCUUGUUGGAUAAAAAAGCAAGAAAUAUGGUUUUAGCAUCUUUUAAAAAGAAAAGUGCGUCUGUGAAUACAGGUAGCUCUGGAACUCAAAAGAAGAACAUUACCAAAGACACCAUUAAAGACGAAUUGGAUUCUGCGCAAAAUGGCGCAGCCAUCAAUACCGGAGAUAUGAACAAGUCUUCCUUAUUAUCCUUUAAAAAAAGCAAGAAAGCAUGGGUAAAGUGGCACAAACCAUGGACAUUUUGCUUUGAUAUGCCUGUAGCUGAUAGCGACAACAAUAGCACUUACAAAACUACAGAAACGCCUACUAGGCCUGUUAUAUUACAAUGGAACAAUUUGGGAGACAAGCCCUGCUAGACUAAAUGUGUAUUAACCCUUUGCAUUCGAAUUACUUUUAACAAAUUAUUAAAUGGCUGUGGCCGCUUUAGGUGUUAAGGUUUACGAUAUAACUGUUUCACUAUGGCUAUAGCAUCUGCUAGUCAAUAAGCAAAAAAUUGAAAAAUUAAGACUGUUUUUAUCUGCCUGGCAACCUCUUAUCCUUUUUCUGAUAUUGGCUAGGAAGAAUAUUGCUCCAACCUUGUUCCAAAUCUCAACAAUCUAAAACCGGUAAAAUUUGGAAGCGUCUUGGCCCUUUUCACCAUAGGGAAGCACUCAUAACUCGAUAAGUUACAGAACAACAUACCAUCCGAAAUUUGAAUUUUGACCCAAACGUAAUUAUCAGUAGUAACGAGCUAAAACCUAAAAAUUUUAAAACAAAUUGAUUUUUUACACAACUUUUAUAAAGAAUUCAAAGCAUGACUGGCCAUUUUAUAGCCAUUUUAUUUGGUUGUUCCGAUGUCUUCAGGAUAGUGGGGUCUUUUCCUCUCGAUCUUUUGAUACUUAGUCUCGUAGUAGCUUUUAUCAUGAAUUAACAGAAGAAAUUAAGAGAAAAUAAUGGCUUACUAUACAUGACUAUUACCCUACUUGACUGUAAAAUAUGCAUGUUUCUUUCAUUAUAUGUUGGAUAGUAUUCUUUUAAAUCAAAUUUUUUAAAACUUUUAAUACAUCAACUUUGCUACCACUAGAAAAAAUAUCUACGAAAUUCCAUUGUAUGUUGGAGGGAACGGAACAAGUUGUAACUCUUUCCUGAGAUUGAAUACCAACAAAGUUGAAGUAAAUUUUUCAUAAAAAAAAAUAAAACAGCUAAGUGACCUCACUAAUCACUAGACGUCCAUUUAAAUACACUUAAAAGUUCGCCAUUUUUAACUGGGCAGUGGACAAUUGUGGCUAUCAGUAUCAGCAGCUAGGAUAACUUCAUGGAAUAUUAGUUAAAUUUCUGAAAAAAUAUAUUCCAAAACUUGAAGCUUUACCAUUUCGACUUAAUAUUUAUAAACUUCCAGAAUUUUCUUAGUAUUCCCAAGAAUGUGGUAAGCUUAUUGUACCGUGUUCAACUAACCAGCAGGCCUAACUCACUAAUCUUGUUGAGAGAAAUCGGUGAGUGACUCAUGAGACGUUAGUGAAGACAGGAUAGCAGAAUCGUUAUUUGAACGCGAAGAGUUCAUGGAUUUGUCAUGUUUAGAGAUGAAAGUAUUAGAAUUUAAACUACAUAAUUUUUAUAACUUUCAUCUCCUGUUCAAACGAGAUUAUGGGAUUCUUAAGUUUGGGGAAUUCUGGACUGCUCUUUUGUAUAGAAAAUGUUUCGUUAUAUGUAUAGAGAUAAUAAAACUUGAAUAUGUCUGAAGAAAUGUUAUAAAUAAAGACCAUUGUUAUAAAUA
Messenger RNA from Parasteatoda tepidariorum (common house spider), 4498 nucleotides. RefSeq names its product adhesion G protein-coupled receptor L3. The record is from RefSeq and is a predicted model, not a curated record. NCBI's taxonomy places the organism in Eukaryota, Metazoa, Arthropoda, Arachnida, Araneae, Theridiidae.